Messenger RNA from Phascolarctos cinereus (koala), 1988 nucleotides. It is a transcript of the gene CCDC43, whose product is annotated as coiled-coil domain containing 43. The record is from RefSeq and is a predicted model, not a curated record. NCBI's taxonomy places the organism in Eukaryota, Metazoa, Chordata, Mammalia, Diprotodontia, Phascolarctidae.
GGCGGCCCGGCGGCGGGGAGGACCCCUGCCGUAAGAUGGCGGCGCCCAGCGGAGCCACUGCCUCGGGUGAAGGUGACGGCGGCUUCGGGCCGUGGCUGGACGGACGGCUGGAGGCGCUCGGAGUGGAUUGGGCCGUGUACGGCGCCUACAUCCGGGGCGUCCUGCAAGAGGACGACGAGGAGGAGAGGCUGGAUGCUCUACAGGGCAUCCUGGCCGCCUUCCUGGAAGAAGACUCACUCCUUGAUAUCUGCAGGGAGAUUGUCGAGCGGUGGUCAGAAACCCAGAAUGUUGUCACCAAAGAGAAAAAAGAAGAUGAGGUGCAAGCCAUUGCCACCCUUAUCGAGAAACAGGCGCAGAUUGUGGUGAAGCCCAAAAUGGUGUCAGAGGAGGAGAAGCAACGGAAAGCUGCUCUGUUGGCCCAGUAUGCCAAUGUGACAGAUGAGGAGGAUGAAGCAGAUGAGAAGGAUGGUUCAGUUGCUACGACAAUGAACAUUGGGUCUGAAAAAUCUCUCUUCCGAAACACCAAUGUGGAAGAUGUCCUGAAUGCUAGAAAAUUGGAGCGAGAUUCACUGCGGGAUGAGUCUCAGAGGAAGAAGGAACAGGACAAACUACAAAGGGAGAAAGACAAGCUGGCCAAGCAGGAGCGAAAAGAGAAGGAAAAGAAAAGGACACAGAAAGGGGAGCGUAAACGGUAACGUCUGGAUCCUCUCUUCCUCCCCAAGGACUUGAGCAAAGGAAGAACUGGGUCUUGCAUAUGGUGUGUAUUUAGGAAAAAUAGGAGAAGUCCUGGUGGUUUUUACUAAUGCAUUUCCUCCCUUGUUUACACAGCCAAAAGAAAAAUCACAAAUGUUUAAUUGCAAAAUGUGCCAUGGGAUUUGUGGUGUGGGUAAUGUUGGAUUGAUGUAGCCAAUGUCUGUACCAAAGAUCUGAGAAGGCGUGAUUUAUUUUCAGCAAAUCAAUUCCUGUGAUCUUUUUAUUAACCACUUAAAAAUUUUGGUCUUCCUCUUCUUGGCCAGCAAACUAGCUUUGUAGCUUUUAAACCUGGAGUAUGUAGGAUUGGAAUGGAUACUACUCUCUCUGACAGAAUGUAGAGUGGAAGUUUGCUUUGAGACAGUAGUUAGUUCUAAAAUGUGGUGUUCUUUAUUUCUAUCUGAUAAGAUAGAAAGCUAAAUCCAGAUUUUAUUUUUUUAAUAAUAUAUAGGAGCAGAAGCCUAAGCCUAGGGCAGUGGAGGUAGUUAUAGAUGUUUUUAAAAAAGAAUAGUAUGACUAUCAUGUCAGUGCAAGGCUAUUUAAGUAUGUAGCUAUGCAUUUAUAGCUGUAACUGUGACUUUUUUUCCAGUGUGAUAGUGGAAAGUUUAGUACCAUUCCUACCUUAAGACUUAUCUAAAUAUAAAUAAAAACUUCUGGUGGUUCCUAGUUUAAAGAAUUAGGGUAGAUUGGAGUAAAUAGAGAAGUCAUCUCCCUAAAGAAAAAGCCAACACUAGGAAUCUCUAGCAAUACUGCAUAUCCAGCAAUGAGGUCAGCCUCUCCUGGUGCACCUUCUCAUUCUUCAAGUAACACUGGGGAGAAAGAAGCCACUGGCUACUCAUCCAGAUUUGUGUUCUGGGAAGGUACGGAUGCCUGCAUUAUUGUUAAGUCCAUUUAGAUGGGUCAGAUGCUAGCAAGAGUUCUCCAUCUCUGCUUUCUUCACUGGCUAAAUUUAGUUGCAAGGAACUUCUCUUUGAUUGUAAACAACUACUGAUCAUAAAAUAACCCAGAGAAGGCAUUUUCACUGAAUAACAAAACUGAAGGUAGAUCAGUUGCAUAUGACUAAUUAUGUGAGUAACAGACCUUUUAACUUAUGUGCAGAUGAUUAAAAUGAUGCUUGGCUAAGGAAAGAUUUUUCUCCUCUCUCCUUCACACACUCCUGAGCCAUAGCAUUUCAAAAAUGUAAAUGGUUCACAUUUUCCACAUUUUUUUCAAAUAAACUUCUGAUAUUUAAAUCACCA